This is a messenger RNA of Magallana angulata, 2069 nucleotides long. RefSeq names its product transmembrane anterior posterior transformation protein 1 homolog. The record is from RefSeq and is a predicted model, not a curated record. Gene Ontology annotation, cellular component: ciliary basal body; endoplasmic reticulum membrane. Bases 120 to 1904 code for a protein of 594 amino acids. Gene Ontology annotation, biological process: maintenance of protein localization in endoplasmic reticulum; positive regulation of cilium assembly. Lineage: Eukaryota; Metazoa; Mollusca; Bivalvia; Ostreida; Ostreidae. The transcript has 11 exons.
UUCUACAUGUUUUUAUAUAUGCGCAAUUUAUUAAUAGAGCUCAAGUUCCUUUUUAAGACAGAAAAAGCACACAGACGACAGUAUCGGUGUAGUUUUCUUUUAGUUUUGAGGUUUUGAAGAUGGUAAACACACAAGACAUCAACCGUAAACAACAUGGGGCUGGUGAUGAUGAUGAAAAUACAUCGGAGAAAACGACGGAAACGAAAGCUACACGAAUGUCGAUGAUGAGCUUUUUCACAACUGAAUUAACCAGAGGAUAUCUUCUAGAGCGAGACAAGGCAAAAUUUUCUGAGAGGAGAGAACGAGUUUACACAUUUAUGAAAACUCCUAGAGAAUUGGAAAAGUUCUUGGUAUAUGGGUUUCUCCAGUGUUUAGAUGCAUUCCUAUUUUAUUUCACAUUCCUCCCAGUGAGAAUUGUUCUGGCAUUCCUGAAGAUUUUAACACAUCCUUGUGGUGUUCUUAUACCAAGAUGUGAAAUCUUGGAACCUGCCCAGAUUUGUGAUAUUCUAAAGGGAGUUAUUCUAGUGUUUUGUUUUCUUAUUGUAAAUUAUAUUGAUACCUCCAUGAUGUAUCAUCUUGUCAGAGGACAGGCAGUCAUCAAACUUUAUGUUUUCUACAACAUGUUAGACAUGGCUGACAAGCUGUUUUCAAGUUUUGGACAAGACAUUUUGGACUCUUUGUUUUGGACAGCUACUGAGCCUAAAGACAGAAAGAGAGAACACAUAGGAGUGCUUCCUCAUCUAGUCAUAGCCAUCAUUUAUGUUGUCAUCCACACUCUGUUGAUCUUAUUCCAAGCCACAGUCCUGUUAGUGGCCUUCAAUUCCCACAACAAAGCCUUGUUGACGGUUAUGAUGUCCAAUAAUUUUGUGGAAAUAAAAGGAAGCCUCUUUAAAAAGAUAGACAAAGGAUUCCUGUUUCACAUUUCCUGCAGUGAUGUAAAGGAGAGAUUUCUAUACAUUGUACUUCUGGCAAUAGUCUUCAUAAGAAACAUGACAGAGUUUUCCUGGGACCCUCAACAUGUGUGGGUUAUCCUUCCUGAUGCUGUGAUGGUGUUUGGGGCAGAGAUCUUGGUGGAUUGGGUUAAACAUGCUUUUAUUCUCAAGUUUAAUGAGAUACCAGCAGAUGUGUACCAUUCCUUCUCUACCAGACUUGCUGAAGAUAUGGUGGCCAAUAGGCAAAGCAGAGCCUUCAUUGACUACUCGGACUUGGUAUCCAGGAGGAUGGGCUUUACACCGAUACCACUGGCCGUCCUAGUGCUACGGAUCUGUACGAAAUCCUUCAAAGUGUCGGGCUACACAGGGCUAGGGAUCGUUAUUCUGCUCUACCUCUGUUUGAUGACCUUCAAGGUGUUUAACAGUAUUGUCCUGCUUGGAAAGGCCUACACACUCAUUGAGGAAAAGGAAAAGAUGGAGUUCGAUGAACAACAGAACAAAAAGUUUGACAAACAAGAGUUUGUCAUUGAUCCAAAUUCCCUAGAGAAAUUUAACCAAGUGUAUCAAAAAACUUCCAUGAAAGCCAGAUUUCCCUCAUGUGCUGAGUCAAACUUAUCCCAAUCGAUUCCCAACAUUCAUGAGAAGUGUCAAGAAACAGAACUUAGAAAGUUUGACUCUGUGAUGGAAUUGCCAGUAACCAGUCAUAGGAAAGUAGAUUUACAUUCAGACGUUUUAGAAGAAAAACAGGAAAAUGGGUGCAAUAAUACAAAUUCAAAAGAAGCUGAUCUCAAUGUUUCACAUACACAGGAAUGGCAAGGUGUAGAGGCAGAUGAUAGCAAGCUGUUGGGGGGUCACAGUGAGGAGAAGACAGUUAGGAGGAGGACAUUUGGAGGGGAGGGCAGUGAGAUUGAGGACCCCCGCUCCUCUAGUCCCAACAGAAAGAGGCUGCUCAGUACUGAGAGUACAGUCUGACCCCAAUACACUUAUAUACUAUAUAAACAUGUACUAACUACAUGUAAGGGAGGAGUUCCCUUAAGAUUUAUUUGUGAAGUUCUUGCUAUUUGUUGUAAAAAUGGGUUGUAAGCAUGUAAAAGUUAUUUAUUCUCAAAGAAAGUGAGCGCACAAGAUUAUAAGUUU